AUGGCAACCAGACAAUCCAAUCAAACGCGACCGGUUAAACAAUCAACCGUUCAAAAACCACCAACACAGACGCAAACACGAAAGCCUGCUUCACAACAAUCGACUCCUCGACAAGCACCAGCUCGCCCUGCACAAACCCGCCCACCGGUAUCUCGACCGGCGGCACCGACUCCUGGACCAGCCCCUGUAUCUAUUCCAUCGACACCAGUCAUACAUCAUCCUACUGAUGUUAAAACAGGAAAUGGACACCCUCAACAACAACAACAACAUCAACCACCGGCACCAGCAGCACCACCAGUGCAACAUACAACAGAGAAAACAACGACAAUAACAACAACAACCACGACAACAGCAAAAGACGCUACAGAAAAGCCAUAUCUCGAUUACUUAAAUGAUUAUGUUGUUGACUGGAAAGAACCGAUCAAUCUUGAACCUAUCAAAUCGCCACGAUUUUCUAAUGCUGGUCGGCUGUCACCAAGAUUACGACCGAUAGGAACGCCGCCCAGUCUUGUAACAUAUCAAAAUCGGCAUAAUUUACGACAAGGUUCAAGCACAUUACCAGCACUGCCUUCUACUUUAUUUCCUACUGAGGGUGUCGAUACAUUCGGUCUUGAUCCACCUGACUAUCGCUAUGCUGAUAAUCUUAGAUCGUAUGGGCGAAAACCAUCACCACUAUCGAAUAUCAAAUAUACCAGUGAAUUCUAUAGACCAACCCAGACAUUCGGGAUGCAGACUCAUAUGAAUCUUCCGCCGUUAUCGAUGAGUACGGGCGGUAAUAGUGUAUUCACAUCACCGUCGCAGCGAUUAACAUUAAUAAAUGCUCCACAUUCUCGCUAUCCCGAUUUUGAUCGACUUGAUACAUUCAUUGCACCUGGCCUACGACAAGAACCAUCAAAUCUGGAUUUUGUGCCACACGAAGCAUUCACAAAUCAUUAUGUUGAAAAUUUCAUUGGUCAUUGCAUUGAGGAUCAAUUCGUACCUGAUAUUUUACAUGAGACUAUCAAUGAACUUGGUCUCGAAGCAGCCAGUGCAAAGAGACGAAGUCCUGAAAUCCACAGACAUGUUGUCGAUCCGUUUCGCAUCGAUACAGAUAAAGAUAUUGAUGAUGAGAGAAAUAGAACACAUUUGUAUUCCGAUGAUUGGGUACGUGAACUAGGUCUAAAAUCCCGUCCACGAUUGCCAACACCGGCUUCGAAUUAUGAAUCGCAUGCUCCAUCGGGACGAAGAAUAGAAUUCAAAGAAGCUCCUCCAAUACGAACACAUACACCAUUACGCUUUCAUGAAAUGAUGCCUGAUGCUCAAAAUCAUCUGAUAACAACUCUUAAUCAAGAACUAAUCGAUUACGAAUUAGACGAUUUAUUACGAGAUUUAAGUCGAAAUAUCAUUGCUGAUAGAGCAAACGAUGUUCCCGUAUUGAAUGAUGAUAUUUAUUAUCAACCGAUAAUACCACAAGAAACCAGACGCGAAACACCAAAACGUCUCCGAGAUGAAGAUAAUUUAAUACAAAGAUAUAUAAAUCAAACUGAUUCAACUGUAGAUUAUGAUGACACUCGUUCACGAUUAUUAGAUGGUACUAUGCUUGACAAUUUAAUUCAUCACUACAGUGCUAGAGAUGAAUAUCGUUACUAA
Messenger RNA from Adineta ricciae, 1629 nucleotides. The record is from the annotation of a GenBank genome assembly. NCBI's taxonomy places the organism in Eukaryota, Metazoa, Rotifera, Eurotatoria, Adinetida, Adinetidae.